AUGGAAUCUCGGGGUCUGGUAAAGAAGACCGGCCAAGGACAGGAUCUGGUCUACAUUCUUCGGAAUGCCGCCGAGUCUUCAUCUCACUCCAUUAUAGCGGGGGACAUACUAGAAGACCCCUUGCCGACAGUCGUUUCCUAUUCAGAUUUGCUCCGCACGGCUUACGCAAAUGCUCAUCUUCUCCAACAGCUCUGCCCGCCAUCCGGUGGAAACGCUGAAAAACGCCGCGUUGUUCUGCUGUGCCUCGACAAUAUUCUGGAUACCAUUAUCUGGUUCUGGUCGGCCGUGAUUGCAAGACUCCUGCCGGCAAUCUCGACUGCGUCGGUUCUGAGCCCAACCGGUUAG
This is a messenger RNA of Colletotrichum orchidophilum, 345 nucleotides long. RefSeq lists its product as uncharacterized. The record is from RefSeq and is a predicted model, not a curated record. Lineage: Eukaryota; Fungi; Ascomycota; Sordariomycetes; Glomerellales; Glomerellaceae. Bases 1 to 345 code for a protein of 114 amino acids. The transcript has a single exon.